Messenger RNA from Salarias fasciatus (jewelled blenny), 3721 nucleotides. It is a transcript of the gene smap2, whose product is annotated as small ArfGAP2. The record is from RefSeq and is a predicted model, not a curated record. Lineage: Eukaryota; Metazoa; Chordata; Actinopteri; Blenniiformes; Blenniidae. Bases 333 to 1775 code for a protein of 480 amino acids. The transcript is spliced from 9 exons. Gene Ontology annotation, cellular component: cytoplasm. Gene Ontology annotation, molecular function: GTPase activator activity.
AGAGAUGAUUCAGUACCAGCCAGUGAUGGGAUACAGAUGUCUGUCCCUUAAACUUGACCACACUAUUACAUUCUAAAUGUCGAGGCAUCACUUGUUGUUCCUCAUGAUCGGAGUAUUUGCGCCUCUGAUAACGCGGCCGCUGGUUGGCUGAGAGGCAGUCCUCGUCCCACCGCCGCGGAGCGAACCUGCUGCACAUCGAGGAAAGGCAGAGGACCGGAACGCAUCGCCUCUCCUCUCCUCUCCUCUCCUCUCCUCUUUCAUUUCGCUGGAAGAGAGGAGGGUUUCUCUGACAACAGCCGGCGGCACGGCCCGCGGAGGCGCACACCGGCGCGAUGAUGACAGGCAAAUCUGUGAAAGACGUGGACAGAUACCAGGCUGUCCUCAACUCUCUACUGGCGCUGGAGGAGAACAAAUACUGCGCCGACUGCGAAUCUAAAGGUCCAAGAUGGGCCUCCUGGAAUUUGGGCAUCUUCAUCUGCAUCCGCUGUGCUGGCAUCCAUCGAAACUUGGGCGUGCACAUAUCCAAGGUCAAGUCCGUCAACCUCGAUCAGUGGACCCAAGAGCAAGUCCAGUGUGUUCAAGAAAUGGGAAACGCCAAAGCCAAACGUCUCUACGAGGCUUUUUUACCUGAGUGCUUCCAGCGACCCGAGACGGACCAGUCAGCAGAAAUCUUCAUCAGGGACAAGUAUGAUAAGAAGAAGUACAUGGAUAAGGUCAUUGACAUACAGAUGCUCAGGAAAGAGAAGAGCUGUGAUAACAUUCCCAAGGAGCCCGUUGUCUUUGAGAAGAUGAAGCUGAAAAAAGACAUCAGUCCGAAGACAGAUUCCCAGUCUGUUACAGACCUGCUUGGACUAGAUGCCCCGGCUCCAAGCCCCGCGGUGUCUAAUGGUGGAGGAUGUGUUCCAGACAGUAAUGAGAGCCCAGUGGUGUCUAAUCCAGCUCUGGCACAUCCUGCCCUGGAUCUCUUCAGCUCCCUCCCCGCCCCCUCUUCUGCCUCCUCGACAAAAAACCCGCCGGGUUCCAGCUCCAUGCCUCAGAGCAGAGUGACCGCCUCGGUGCCCGAGAAUCUCAGCCUGUUCUUGGAUCCCAAAUCCAAGGCAGAGGAGGGCGCCGUCAAGAAGCUGUCCAAGGACUCCAUUCUCUCCCUGUAUGCCUCCAGCCCGUCGGUGCACGCCAGCAGCAUGGCUGCACACGGCUUGUACAUGAACCACGUAGGAUAUCCGACGCACCCGUACGGCUCGUAUCACUCUUUAGCCCACGCGGGCGGAAUGGGAGGCACCAUGAUGACGUCCCAGAUGGCCAUGAUGGGGCAGCAGCAGGGCGCCAUGAUGGCCGCCCAGCAAGGCAGCAUGAUGGGAGUCCAGCAGAGCUGCAUGAUGGGACAGCAGAACGGCCUGAUGGGCGCUCAGGCCGUCAUGGCUCAGCCCGGCGGCACCGUGGCGUCGCCCUACAUGACGGGGCUGGCCCCGGGCAUGAUGGGACAGCAGCAAAGCGGAAUGAUGGUCCAGCAGCAGAACGGCAUGCUGGGACAGCCGCAGCCGCAGCAGCAGCACAGCGGGAUGAUGGGACAGCAGCAGGUCGGCGGUCUGAACACGUUACCCCAUCAGCAGGUUUACGGCGCGCAGCAAGCCCAGCAGCUGCAGUGGAACAUCGCCCAGCAUAUGGCAGGCGUGAACCUCUACAACACCAACGGCAUGAUGGGAUACAGCAGCCAACACAUGGGAGGCUCGACGGCGCCGAGUUCAGCGCACAUGACGGCGCACGUGUGGAAGUGAACCCCCUAAAAGAAGAGGAGGAGGAGGAGGAGGACCAGAGGGCGGAGGAAUCUGUGGAUCAGACUUUCCAUGAAACAUUUUUUCUAAAGCGAGGGAGGAGGAGGAGACAGGUGUGCGGAAGGAAAAGGUUGGAGAAACCACUACUACCUCUCUUUCUCUCUCCUCUCUGCCCCAUGCUUCCUCUUGCAUCCAUAGCCAUGUUUUUUGCAGAUUUCCAUGUUUGCCUUCAGGACAUUCUUGGUACGUCGACACCAGACGACAGGGUUCAGACGCCAGCGGUUCGGACGCCACACGCUGCGUGGGCGUCGCGUAGCUGCUUGGUUUUGAAGAAUUCCUUUUUUUUUUUGUUUCUUUUUUUUUCAUACUUAAUCAAAAUCAUCGUUUCGGUUGAGCAUUGACGUUAGAAUAUAAGAUGGCCUGUGUUUAUUUGAUAAAAGCAAGAGGAAGACUCGACAUUUGAGGCUAAAGAAGCUGAUAUUUUUUCUAUUUAUUAAAAACGUUUCCUAACAAGUGUUUACGCAACAGAAGUAGUGACUUUUUAGCAGCAAGUGCAACUUUAUUCAGCCAGCUUUUAAACCUGCAAGGGGUUGAAAUUUUAAGGGAGGAAGCUUUUUAAAAGUGCAAUUCCUCACAUGUGACUAUUUCCUUUGAUAUUUACAUCUAGGGCUAAGUUAGGUUAAGUUCCUCUCGCUCCUUCAUGCUGCAGGCAAGCAGCAAAGGCAUUUCUCAGUUUGUCUGGCUGUGUCUUACAAGGAAACUCUCCACAAAUCCCUAAUUUUUCCUAUAUAUUCAACAUAUGAAAUUUAAAAAUCCCUGAAGUGUCGUGUAUUCCUAGAUCAAUGUACAAGUUAGAACAGCAACAAAGCCUACCUAAACAGACCUUAACUAAGAUGUCUUCUUUUAGAAUCUGCAAUCUCAAUAAUAAGUGUCAAAAAGUCCUAAAAACCAAAGAUCAAUGCAAGCUUUAUUCCGGCUAUACAGUAUUCCAAUAUGCUUUCCUGUAUAGCCCCUUAACUAGUGAUUAGGAGAAAAAUCAACAGCAGUCCAACUGCGUGUUCAGAUUUGAUCUUAAAACUCACUGUGCUAAAUAAAAGAAGUCACUUGCAUGCAGUGUCAUCAUGUAAACGCUCGCGCACCUCAAGUUAAAAAUCUACCUUGUACAAUAGAGGCCUCAAAUCACACUUAAUGUCUGUAAAUAAGAGAGAAACUGGCGGGACGUGAAAUGAACAUAAGGUACAGAUGAGUGGUGUUUCCGAUGCUUCCACUGAACUGCAUGAACAGAAUGUUUUAACUAGCUAUGAUUGUAUAUGUAGUGUGUGUUGUAUUAAGAUUCCCCGAAUGUGUCGCUCUGAAUGUCUCUCUCUGCUGUACAUGUCAACCAGACCAAGACCAAGACGAAGAGGAAAAAAACUAAAAUUAUCAAUGAAUGUUUGUCCUGAAUGUGUUCACGACUACACCGGACACACACACACCACACACACAUUUCAAUGUGUGUGAGCAUUUUUGAUAUGUAUCCCCGUCCAGCCGUGCACACUGUCUGUUGAAUGUUGUGUGGUCAGAAAAGUCCUGUUGUUUAUUUUUUAUUUUUGUGAAUCGUUUGGUUCAGAUCUACGAUCUGCUGGAUUUUUCGCAUUGGAAACUGUGACAAAGCCGAGGACAUGUUCGGGCUGUUCGGAGAUGUUUACACUUGGGCCAGGUCGCAUCGUGAAGCAAAAAGCGUGACAGUCGGUCACCUCGCAUUGUUUUAGUUAAACCUUCCACUAUCCUCUAAUAUAAACCUUCUCUUUUCUGGUUUCUCUUGAAGUUUUCCAUCAUCAUUCUUUAAAAAAAAAAUGCAUGAAUCUGUUAGUGUAAAUAAUCUCAGUCUUUGCACUGGUGUUACGUUGCAGAAAUGAACAAACUGUAACAAAUUUUAAAGUCAGUCAUUACACUGUGGAAGGAAACUU